AUGAGUGGAACAGGAUUUGACUACGAGUGUUCAUCACUAUCACCAGAGGGAAGAAUUUUCUAAGUUGAAUAUGCUGAGAAAGCUGUAGAGACCUCAAGCACUAUUCUCGGAGUAAGAUGCAAAAACGGAAUUGUUUUGGGCACUGAGAAGAUUGUACUCAGUAAGAUGAUGGUAGCAGGUACUGAUAAGAGAGUAUUCUCAAUCACAACAACCACUGGCAGUGUUGUCAAUGGAUUAACUCCAGAUGGAAAGUCUCUAGUUUACAGAGGCAGAGAAGAAGCUGUCCAAUACGAGAAGAUGUUCGGUAUUAAGAUUCCCAUUCAAGUUCUUGCCGAGAGACUCGCAAUGAGAACUUAAAUGAACACAAUUUAUAAUGGAAUCAGACCAUAUGGAACUUCAAUCAUCCUUGCUGGUAAUGAUCAUAUUAAGGGUCUUGGACUUUACAUGAUUGAGCCAUCAGGAUAAUGCUUUGAAUACUACGGAUGUGCUAGUGGCAGAGGUAAACAACUUGCCAGAAAUGAAAUUGAGAAAGUUAAUUUCAGAGAAAUGUCCGUAGAUGAGGCCAUUCCAUUGAUUGCUAAAAUUCUCUUGAAGGCACAAGAAGAAAUGAAGGAUAAAAAGCAAGAACUUGAAAUUAGCAUUAUUAGUGAUACCACUGGUUACAAGCACAAGAUCCUUGACAGAGUAUUCGUAGACCAAUUAACUCUAAAGGCUCAAGAAGAAAUAGAAAAUGAGCAAAUGGAAAUGGCAUGA
Molecule: messenger RNA, 753 nt
Organism: Stylonychia lemnae
Lineage: Eukaryota; Ciliophora; Spirotrichea; Sporadotrichida; Oxytrichidae
Source: the annotation of a GenBank genome assembly